CAGUUUUCUGAGACACAUCACAUGCACUGGCCCUCCCCCUUCUCUCCCAAGAUAUAAGCAUCUUUCGUCUUCAUAAAAAUUUUGUAUUGAGCAAUUCACUGUCACGGCAAACAUGGCGUUCGUACCUGCUCCAGGCUAUCAACCUGCCUACAACCCUCCCAUCCCUUAUACCACUAUGAUAGCUGGAGGCCUGCGUGUGGGGAUGGUUGUCUGUGUCCAGGCCAAACUUCCAAGUGACUAUAACAGGUGGGCCAUCAACUUUGCCACUGGACAGGAGAACAGUGCAGAUAUUGCCUUCCAUUUGAAUGCUCGGUAUGAUGGCCGUGACCGUGUUGUCUUUAACUCAAGACAAGGUGAUGUUUGGGGAGAAGAGGAAAUGAAGAGAGAAAUGCCUUUCAAGUCUGGGAAAGUUUUCAUGGUCACGUUCGAAGUGACUCGCAACAACUUUCAGGUGUUUGCUAAUGGUGCUCCAUUCUAUGAGUUUGCACACCGAAUUCCUCUGGACAGAGUGGGCUGGCUGCAGCUGGUGGGAGAUAUUCAAGUUGAAGAGCUAAGCAUUAUUGGCAGUGGACCAGCCGUAAAGGGUGGUCUUGUAUUGGCAGCUGCACAGUCCAAUCUCCUGCCUAUGUUGGGACCUCCUAUUUUAAAUGCACCAGUUCCAUUUUCGACAAGCAUCAGAGGCGGGUUUAUCCCGAAACGCACCGUGGUUGUGAAAGGAAUUCUAAAAUCAAGAGCCAAAACCUUUACUAUUAAUUUUAAAGUUGGUUACAACAAUGACAUUGCUCUUCACCUGAUCCUUCGUCUUAACAAGAAAGCCGUGGUCAGAAACAGCUUCAUAAAUGGGGCCUGGGGAGAGGAAGAGACCGCCGUGACGAAAAAUCCCUUCAAAGAAGGAGAGUACUUUGAUAUUUCUUUCCGCUGUGGAGAGAAGAGUAUAAAAGCAUAUGUGAAUGGAACUCACUGCUUCGACUACGCACAUCGGCUCUACAAUUUUCAGCAAGUGGAUAAGUUAGACAUAGAUGGGGAUGCUAACAUUGUUUUUGUGUUUAUGUAAAGAAGUCUCUGGCUACCAUAUAUAACCCUAUGAAGAUAUCGAUGUAUCAAUGACCUUUCACUAAAUGUGUCAACGUCAACAUGUCGGCAAUAAAAACAUCACUUUUAUAUGUA
Messenger RNA from Hyla sarda, 1167 nucleotides. RefSeq names its product galectin-4-like. The record is from RefSeq and is a predicted model, not a curated record. Gene Ontology annotation, molecular function: carbohydrate binding. The transcript has 9 exons. Lineage: Eukaryota; Metazoa; Chordata; Amphibia; Anura; Hylidae. Bases 113 to 1054 code for a protein of 313 amino acids.